Perca fluviatilis (European perch) is the source of this 3927-nucleotide messenger RNA. RefSeq names its product matrix metalloproteinase-16-like. The coding region runs from base 1 to 1839 and encodes 612 amino acids. Gene Ontology annotation, molecular function: zinc ion binding; metalloendopeptidase activity. The transcript has 11 exons. Gene Ontology annotation, cellular component: extracellular matrix. NCBI's taxonomy places the organism in Eukaryota, Metazoa, Chordata, Actinopteri, Perciformes, Percidae. Gene Ontology annotation, biological process: proteolysis; collagen catabolic process; extracellular matrix organization. The record is from RefSeq and is a predicted model, not a curated record.
AUGGUUUAUUUGGCGGUCCGCAAUAGGAGAUGUUUUAAUAGCUGCUGUAUGGGGACGCUAUGCUUGCAGUUGUUGCUGUGGAUUUUAUGUGCCGUGAACGGAGAGGAGCAGCCGUUCAGUGUAGAGGCAUGGCUCCAGAGGUAUGGCUACCUUCCUCCUGCAGACCCCAGAAUGUCGGUGCUGCGUUCUGCUCGAGUCAUGCAGUCCGCUAUCGCUGCCAUGCAGCGCCGCUACGGCCUCAAUGUUACAGGGUCUCUGGACAGCAGCACUAUAGGCGAUAACACGAUAAGGUGGAUGAGGAAGCCCAGAUGUGGCGUUCCUGACCAGAUAGGAGGUGCAUCCAGAUUCAGUGUCAGGAAACGGCGGUAUGCCCUUACAGGACAGAAGUGGCAACAUAAACAUAUCACAUACAGCAUAAAGAACGUGACACCCAAAGUGGGCGCAGAGGAGACCCACGAUGCCAUUCGGCGAGCCUUUGACGUUUGGCAAAAUGUGACGCCGCUGCGCUUCGAGGCUGUGCCCUACAGCGAGCUGGAGAGGACCAAGAAAGAUGUGGACAUCACCAUCAUCUUUGCCUCAGGUUUCCAUGGCGACAGCUCGCCCUUUGACGGCGAGGGUGGCUUCCUGGCCCACGCCUACUUUCCAGGGCCGGGAAUAGGAGGCGACACACACUUUGACUCGGAUGAACCGUGGACAUUGGGCAACCCCAACCAUGACGGUAACGAUUUGUUCCUGGUGGCGGUCCACGAGCUCGGCCACGCGCUGGGCCUCGAACACUCCAAUGACCCCACGGCCAUCAUGGCUCCUUUCUACCAGUACAUGGACACUGACAACUUCAAACUGCCCAUGGACGACCUGCUGGGCAUCCAGAAGAUUUAUGGGCCUCCUGAUAAGCUUCCCCAGCCCACCAAGCCUUUGCCAACGGCGCCCCUUCCUCGCUCCCAUCCGCCAUCAGACCCCCGCAAGCCAGACAGGCAGACACGACCUCCGAGGCUGCCCCCAGGAGAUAGGCCGUCCCACCCCAACGCUAAACCCCACAUCUGCGAUGGAGGCUUCAACACCCUGGCCAUACUGAGGAGAGAAAUGUUCGUAUUCAAGGAUCACUGGUUUUGGCGGGUGAGAGACAACUCGGUAAUGCCUGGGUACCCCAUGCUCAUCAGUGUUUUCUGGAGGGGCCUGCCGCCCAAGAUAGACGCCGUCUACGAGAACAGCGAGGGCAAGUUUGUCUUUUUCAAAGGGAAGCAGUUCUGGGUGUUUAAGGACACGGUGUUGCAGUCCGGAUACCCCAAGGACAUCAGCCAGUUCGGCCACGGCAUGCCAGCCCAGAGCAUCGAGACGGCUGUGUGGUGGGAGGAUGUGGCCAAGACCUACUUCUUUAAAGGAGACAGGUACUGGCGUUACAAUGAGGAAAUGAGAACCAUGGACCCCGGCUACCCCAAGCCCGUCACAGUGUGGAGAGGUGUGCCUGAUUCGCCACAGGGGGCCUUCGUCGACAAAGCCAAUGGUUUCACCUACUUCUACAAGGGCAAGGAGUACUGGAAGUUCAGCAACCAGUUCCUUCGUGUGGAGCCGGGCUACCCGCGUUCCAUCCUUAAGGACUUCAUGGGCUGCGAUCUGACGCCCAUCGACCCCGGCCGGCCGCCAGCCGACGACGGCAACACGGACGUGGUGAUCGAGCUGGAAAACGAGGCGAACACGGUGAAGGCCAUCGCCAUCGUCAUCCCCUGCGUGCUCGCGCUGUGCCUGCUGGUGCUGGUCUACACUGUGGUGCAGUUCAAGAGGAAGGGUACGCCACGCCACAUACUGUACUGCAAACGCUCCAUGCAGGAAUGGGUCUGAAAGAUCGGCGAGAGAUGACAUGAAAAGAGAGGAUGAGACAGGUAAGAAAUAGGAUGACAGUCCCCACUUUCACAGAGGAGGACAGUGGACUUUUGGACAUUUUUAGUGAAAAGACACUGCCACGCCUCCUCCUUUUGGGCGAUCUGAUACCUUCGUUCAGACCUCCAAAAACUACCAGACAGCCUGUCGGCGGCCCCUCACACAUAAGGUGACCCCAGGACUUAAAAGUUGACUCCGCUAACCCUCAGCCUUUUUAACAAACGGGGGAGCAGAGGGACAGUUUGUGGGGGAUCUUUGCCUGAUAUGACAUUCAGUCCCAGUAAAAAAAACAACAAAAAAUAAAAAAACAAGAGGGUCGGCAUCACUUUGUAUCUCAGAAACUUGACUUCCUAUCCCAUUCCUCUUUUAUUUCUUUGCCAGACUGCUCUUCUUUAGAAGGAGGACUUUCACGGGGAUGCACUCUUCCCACAGGGCACUGCAUUGUCAUCUGUCAUAUCAGGUUGUUGAUUAAAAAAAAAAAAAAAAAAAAAUUUUAUAUUUUCUGAUCUUGGUGCCCGCCCGCUUCAUACUGCGCUUAAAAAGAUUAACAGUCUCAGAUAAACGCGAGUUAAUCACAUUACCAAUUGUCAAUCCCUUUUCUGUAUUGUCUUCCUUUUUUUUUAUUUCUAGUUUUUUUAUUUUAAUUCUUUUGGGUCCUCACUGUUCCCUUUAAAACGCUCCUGAGGAAGAGACCAAACGAAACCAAAUAAAAUCAAUUUCUCUCCAAAGAGGAUCUCUUUUUUUAUUUUAUUUUUUCUCUCUCUCUCUCUCUCUCUCUCUCUCUCUUUCUCUCAUUUCGGUUCAUCCUUCCUUCCUUUCUCUGGAUCUUUUGAAGCAAUUAAGAGUCGGGGAGCUCUGACUGUUGUGGCAGUCUGUUUGAGACACAGGGGCCAAAUUAUUCUGCAAUAUUUUAACUCGCCUUAAAUAUACAUCAUACUACUUGUGCUUGGUUUUGCUGUUCUUGGAGUUGUUUUCUUUUUUUCAUUUGUAUACCGCUUUUGUUUUUGUUUGUUUGUUUGUAAAAAGAAGCUAAUUGAGAGCUUCUUGUGAUGGUAUUUUAUGGUUUUUAUUAUGUUACCCAGAAUUCUCAGCACUGGCUUGCUGAGCCAUUCUGGACAGAAUAUACACUAGGGUCAGCCUGUAUUGAGAGUAAUGUAUUGUAUCGUAAAAAGAUCGGAAGGGUCAGAAUUCCUAUCUCGGAAGGUUCUGGAGUAAAGCCACUAUUUUUGUGUGUUUAUAAGAUAUUUGUUACUGUUACUUUUAUCAUUUCCAUAAGACAGAAAUCAGGCUAAUCAUGAGCUUGAGAGCUUGUUACUGGAUUUUAUGUUUUUGUCCUUGGCCCAUAUCCCCCUCAGUUUAAAGAAGUGUGCAUCCAAAAUGGUCAUUCUGUAUGGUUAUUUGUGAAUGGACAGACCAUUUUUUUUUUUUUUUUUAAAGAAUCCUGUUGACUGCCUUGUUUGAGAGAGCUUACAGUUCCCAGAAUGCUCUUGUCUCCUGACUAAGGAACCACAAAGUGAGACACCAAGUCAAGAUCAGUGCCUGUGUCAACAUGCAUGCAAGACUUUACUGUACAUCCAACCGGUUCUGCUCAACGUGGCUUUGAAACCCCUCAAAAGCUGAGGAGGAAGUUUUCUCUUGAAAAUACUGUUUGCAUUUAUUUUUGUUCAUUUCAAGUGUACCCCAAUCCCCCCUACCCUUACCUCCAGGUACAAUUAAAUCUAAGAAAAACCUUUAAACGAUUCAAGUGGCACAGUACAUUUGGGAACUCUUUGGGAAAUCUUAUGGGUAAUUGGAAAAUCAAAUUGGCUUCAGCAAACAAACCAACCGUUAGCGAACAUGUAGUGUCCUCGCUGUCAUGGCGAGCAGUCUUUGAAUGUGUGUGUCUGUGUUCAUGACCACAUACUGGUUUUUCUUUCUUUCCUGUUUUCUGGUCAAAACAAAUUGGACAUCUCACAAUGACUUCUUUGUGUAAGACUUUGGGACAACGGGGAAACGUGUCCUGACAGAAUGAAUAAAUUGAUCAAUAUAUGAUUAAGAUUUGCCUUCGAA